UAUCUGCCUUAAUUAUAAAGAAGCAUAAAGCCCCUACUAGUCCAGUAUUAUCCUCCUCUCCCUUGCUACUCCAAUGGGUUCCCUCCCCUCCCCUCCAUCGCCACAAAGCCCUGCAUCAAACUAUCAAAUCUAUGCGUCGUUUUGCCAGAGGAAGCAAGGGCAAAACACAUACACAUGCAAUAGAAUAGAGUGCUACAAUCCCUCUAACAACACAUGGAGCUAUGCUACCUCAAUCCCUCGCCAAACUGACAGCCAUUUCUUGAAGGGCUUUGCAAUGGUCUCUCUAGGAGACUACGUGUUUAUAAUAGGUGGGAGGCAAUACAAGGAGAGUGCUCGUCCUGGCACACAGGAUUCAGAAGAGUAUGUGGACGAAGAUGUCAAAAUCCUCCCUUGGGUGUGGCGUUACAAUGUUCGGUCGAACCAAUGGUUUGAGUGCGCGCCACUAGGCACGCCACGUUGUGAUUUCGCCUUCUCCGUUUGCGAAAACAAGAUCUAUGUGGCGGGGGGGCAGUCCGAUAUGACCUGUGCAAGGGGUGUUGCCUCUGCUGAGAUGUAUGAUCCCUUGCUCGACAUCUGGACCCCAUUGCCUGACAUGAUGAUACGGCGAUACAAGUGUGCCGGGGUGACAUGGCAAGGUAAAUUCCACGUGGUCGGGGGAUUUGCAGACCCAGUGGAUGCAAGCCCGGGGGCCUUUGGUUGGGAGCGUAGCUCGGCUGAGAUGUACGACACGCAAGCAAGGAGGUGGGACCUCGUGAAGGGGAUGUGGCAACUAGACGUUCCACCUAAUCAAAUUGUCCCGGUGAAUGGGAGGCUAUUUAGCUGUGGGGACUGCCUAAAUGCAUGGAAGGGCCAUAUUGAGGUGUAUGAUGGGCUUGGCAUGGUUAACAUAUGGGAAGAAGUUGCCGGGUCACAAGAAGCCCUCGGGGGUUCCCCAAUUUCCCACACAUCGGAGGCCAACCAUGAAGAUUGGCAACCAAAUCAACGGCUUUACCUCACAAUGGCACCAAUAGGGACCUGUUUAUAUAUCUUGGCAGGCUGCCGGAGGGCUAGCGACUUGUCAAGGACAACAUCAAGGGUCCAUAUAUACGACACAUCGGCGACCACCGACGCCUGGAGGAGCGUUGUGCCCAUUGAAGAGGAGGGACUAAAAGAGUUUUGUAGCCAUUGCUGUGUUAAUGUUCAACUUUAG
Molecule: messenger RNA, 1189 nt
Organism: Alnus glutinosa
Lineage: Eukaryota; Viridiplantae; Streptophyta; Magnoliopsida; Fagales; Betulaceae
Exons: 1
Coding region: 74-1189 (371 amino acids)
Molecular function (GO): protein binding
Source: RefSeq, a predicted model, not a curated record